This is a messenger RNA of Penicillium diatomitis, 396 nucleotides long. RefSeq lists its product as uncharacterized. The transcript has 3 exons. The record is from RefSeq and is a predicted model, not a curated record. NCBI's taxonomy places the organism in Eukaryota, Fungi, Ascomycota, Eurotiomycetes, Eurotiales, Aspergillaceae. The annotation marks the transcript as partial.
CCCGAGCUGGAGACCCUGAAAGAAAGAUGUCGGAAAUACCAAGGGACAGCCAAGAUAAAUAUCAGUCAGAUCACUUUCCCUACAUCUCUCUCCCAGUACUUAAGUGAGAAGAAUGUCAAGAGGCUCUGUGGUAUUUUCGAUAUGGAAGAUUGUCGGAGACUCGAUAGCGCCAAUUACGUGAGUGCUGUUGUUGAUGGGCCGUUGACCUGUAUUCGGAUGACAUUAAUCUGGAUCUUCAAGCUAGCCUCGUUGACAGAUAUUGCAACGAGAGGGUUCCAAACGAUGGUGAAGUUCAAGUUAAAGCCCGCGAAUAUCGAAAUCAAGCAAAUGCACGCUUCAAGAAUCGAUGGUUGUCGCGGCUGUCAGACGACAAAGCAUGGCGGCUUCGCAGAUUAG